GUCGUAAACCUACCAAAACCGAGCGUAAACCAAUGCGAGAUAAAUAUGAAUUAUAUGAUUUGAUUAAACGUCAAUUGAAAAUUGUUGACUCUUGUCUAGUAAAUUUAUCCUCAUCUGAUUUAAUCAAUGUAAGCAAUGAUCUAAAUACAAAUACCAGCUAA
Schistosoma turkestanicum is the source of this 161-nucleotide messenger RNA. The record is from the annotation of a GenBank genome assembly. NCBI's taxonomy places the organism in Eukaryota, Metazoa, Platyhelminthes, Trematoda, Strigeidida, Schistosomatidae.